Molecule: messenger RNA, 1941 nt
Organism: Hippocampus comes (tiger tail seahorse)
Lineage: Eukaryota; Metazoa; Chordata; Actinopteri; Syngnathiformes; Syngnathidae
Gene: pphln1
Product: periphilin 1
Exons: 10
Coding region: 140-1126 (328 amino acids)
Biological process (GO): negative regulation of gene expression, epigenetic; negative regulation of DNA-templated transcription; protein localization to heterochromatin
Cellular component (GO): nucleoplasm
Source: RefSeq, a predicted model, not a curated record
UGCUCCUCUACGUCGCUGACUGAUGACGUCAACGCGUGUCCAAUAAACUACGCGCUGUUCGAAUGGUAGCGUUCGGAAAGGCUAAAGUUUUAUUGAAAGACUUCACCCAAAAACAACCCGGAGAGCCCCUUCAUCAGAGAUGACUUACAGGAGGGAGAGGAGUGUACGAGAGGUGUAUGAAGAUCGUUUUAUGUCCGACAGGCCGGGGAGAGGUCAAUACUCUCGAGGAGGCGAGCGGCGAGGCCACUUUGGGAGGCCUGAUGGUUAUGAAUAUGAAGGAGGCCCUCGCUUUUUCCCAAAUGGAGGAGGCCCACGUAAUUACCACGGAGAAGAUCAACGGGGCUACCACGGGGAUGUCGGUCAUUUCCCCUCAGAACGCAGAGGCGGUCCUCCAUCAAGAAGGGAGGAUUAUUCUUACCGAGGACCCAGGGAGGAGCAACACUCAGGACGGCCUAUGGACUACAACAGUCGUGCACCACCACCACCACCUCGGAACCAAGGCAUGUACCCAACGCCUCGAUCGCUCCCAGAAAGUGGGGCAGAUACUCUCGUGCAAGCCAUCCUCAACCUGGACCGAGGAGAUGAAAGACAGGACUACCGGAGAAAGGCCCCUCCAUUCCCGCCCCCCAGGGACCGCUCCCCCCACAGCCGCUCGGGUUCCAGCGUGAGCAGCAGGAGCUACUCGCCGGAUCGCAGCAAAAGCCUUCCGUUUCCCUCGCAGCAAGGCAAGGAUAAGAUCCCGGGUCUGUCAAGAGAAGGUUCCCCGAGCAGUGCCACCUCAAACAAGGAGGAGAGCAAUGCGGGCGAAGCCGAAAAAGAGGAGCCGCCGCCGGCCGCUGUCGUGGAGGAGAGUCACAAGAUCACCGCGGACGACUACAAGGAGAAGCGAUCGCUGGCAAUCGCAGCUAAAGCCCGAGAGAUUGAAAAGUCUCUUCCUGACUCCGAGUAUCAUCAGAUUGGACGAAACCAUUUCCCCUCUGGACGAUUUGAAAGGAUGACCACCCGGGUGGAAAAGAUCUCAUCUUGUUUAUGCCUUUUGAUAUGUACUCAUCAUCUUUUUUGUGGGGGGGGGGGCAUGUUUAAAAAAACUCGGAAAAUACACGGAGCGAAAAUAGAAGACAGAUGAGCGUAGCGCGCACGAGCCCAAUGUCGUAUAUUCUCCGGGUUUGUCGCACUUCGGAGUCCUCGCGCAGCCGCCGCCAAAGCUGUUUCGAUUGCCGUUGAUCACGCGUUGUACAGGCCGCACCGAGCGCGCGGCCAAUUUUGCAAACCGUAAAUACUGUGAAAUGUCACCCUCGCGCCGGCAACGCCGCAGCUUGUUAUUGCUGCCGUGGCAACGCGUGCCUGACAUCACGCACCCGUCGCCAGGUUGGCCCGUUUUCUGAGCGCGCGACUCUUCGGCUUGGGGUGAAAAUAUCACUCCCAUUGGCCCGCGCUGUGUUUUGACUCGGCAGCGACCCGAAAACCCCCCAAAAAGCCGUCAUUUGUCUUUCCCGUGUCGCUGGGUGGUCACAUAAUUACGGUCUUGCCGCUCCGACAUUUUCAAUGAGAUACUAUCUAUACUAUUAGACUAACGAGCCUUUUAAUUAUUAUCAUCUAAUAAUCAUCACCUUUUCAUGUCUGCCUGGUUGGAGACUGACUGGGGCUGUCUGGGAAGCUUUCUGAAGGUGUGUGUGUGUGAGUGUGUGUGUGUGUGUGUGUGUGUACACGAGGGCUUUAAUCAUCAUCAAAUAGAGCUGUGUGUACAGGUAAUUAAGUUGGUGCCGAAGCGACUCUCAGUCGCAGCUGGGAGUCUUCGCUCUGCGGUCUCCCAAUUCGUGUCGGCCAUUUUUCUUCAACGUCUGGUCGACUUGCAUUCCCCCACAAACUGACCAUAAUACUCGCCUUGUGCAGCCAGUGCGGCCUGCAGGCUUCAGUGUGUAACCACGAAAGCAAAAAAAA